Messenger RNA from Rotaria sp. Silwood2, 583 nucleotides. NCBI's taxonomy places the organism in Eukaryota, Metazoa, Rotifera, Eurotatoria, Philodinida, Philodinidae. The record is from the annotation of a GenBank genome assembly.
UUAGUUUUACUGACACCAGCAAAAAUAGCUGGAAUUAUACAUUUACCCCACUGACGUCAACGUGAUUAUACAUUUACCCCCGACGGGGUAAAUGUAUAAUCCGAACAGUCGCAGCCAGAAAACACCUCGUAGAUAGCUCUGUUCACAAGAUUUUGAAAAAUGGAUUUCACCAAUCGAUAGAGAAAAGAGUUAGCUAGAUGACUUAUGAAGAAAAGUUUUUGAAAUAACGAAAAAUAAAAAAGUUAUAGCUAAUAUACUGAACUCGUCUGAUUUUUUUUAUACAUUUACCCCCACUUACUCUACUAUUAGUUUUUAAUAGAAAAAAAUUAAAUGAAACUUUUUAGAAUCCUGAAGGUCUUUUAAUUUCAUCAAAAAUCAUUGAUAAUAAAGAUGGAAUUUAUAAAGUAAUAUAUAAACCGAAUGAUGUUGGUCGUUAUAUAAUUAAUGUUAAUUAUGGUGGUAUUCCGGUUCAUAAUUCUCCAUUCAAAGUGAAAGUGGAACCGACCGGUGAUCCAACGAAAUGCCAUAUUUCGGGCACUGGCAUUAAUCCUAAUGUUCAAGUAGGUGAAGAAUAUACAAUAAC